AUGCAUGAGAAGUACAAGAGAAGAGCCACUAUCACUGCUGGAGCUCAUCAAAGCAUGCAUGUACGCGCCCAGGUCCAGGCCCAGGUCCAGGCCCAGGUCCAGGCCCAGGUCCAGGCCCAGGUCCAGGCCCAGGCACAGACUCAGGUCCAGGCCCAGGUCCAGGUCCAGGCACAGGCCCAGCCCCAGGCCCAGCUCCAGGCCACGAACGCUGGACUGAUUAGAGGAGAGCUGCAGCCUGUGGUUAGCUCCAGGCUCUAUGUAAAGUCAAUCUUCUGCGUUGAUCGAGGAAGUCAGAUGCAGAGGUUUGGGUGUCUCCCCAAAUACAGCAGUAUUCUUAUGUACCAAAGCAGCUUUUGGAAUUGA
Messenger RNA from Knipowitschia caucasica, 363 nucleotides. The record is from the annotation of a GenBank genome assembly. Lineage: Eukaryota; Metazoa; Chordata; Actinopteri; Gobiiformes; Gobiidae.